Molecule: messenger RNA, 2990 nt
Organism: Dicentrarchus labrax (European seabass)
Lineage: Eukaryota; Metazoa; Chordata; Actinopteri; Moronidae
Gene: tgfbr2b
Product: transforming growth factor beta receptor 2b
Exons: 11
Coding region: 170-2014 (614 amino acids)
Biological process (GO): protein phosphorylation; cellular response to growth factor stimulus; heart development
Cellular component (GO): plasma membrane; signaling receptor complex
Molecular function (GO): ATP binding; metal ion binding; type I transforming growth factor beta receptor binding
Source: RefSeq, a predicted model, not a curated record
GUAUACAGUGUGUGUGAGUGUGUGUGUGUGUAUGGAUGGUUCAGCAGUGACUCUCCAGCUGCUGAGCGGAGUGGAGCGCACAGGACAGCGGACACACCAAACUCAUUCCUCCACUGGACUCUCGCUGGUUUGACCUUUAAUGUGACUGAGGAUCUGCGGACGCACAAACAUGGAGGCUCAGCGCGGUUCUUUAUCUUUACAGGGGGCUUUAUCCGUCUGUGUCUUUACGGCGCUGCUGCUGGAGUCCGGGACUGCCGGUAUGCCCUCUUUUUACCCUAUGCCUCAGCUUUGUAAGUUCUGUGAUCUGGAGCUUUCCUCCUGUAGUGGUACAGGAACAUGCAUGUCCAACUGCUCCAUCACAUCCAUCUGUAUGGACUUCAGCGAGGUCUGUGUCGCUAUCUGGAGGAAAAAUGAGACAGCCUUCUCCAUUGAAACGCUCUGCCAUGACCCGUCUAUGCCGCUGUAUGGCGUUAUGCUGGACGACUACAACAGCUCCACCUGUGUAAUGAAGGAGAAGAACACGACAACUGGGAUGGCUCACUUCUGCUCCUGUACUGAAGAAGAGGAGUGUAACGACAUACUGUUAUUCUCCCCGAUGAUGAACGGACCAAGAGGGAGCAGCCACAGUGAGCUGUUAAAUGAAGAGCUGCCAGUGACGGACAAUAUACAUCCAACUUCUCCAGUUGUGGAUCCAACUCCAGACGAUCCAUUGGUGUCUGUGAUUCUUGUGAGCUUGCUUCCCCUGUUGGUGAUGGUGACUGUGGUUGUGGGAAUGGUCUACUGGUACCGAGCCUACCGGCAACGUGUGCUCAACCAAGAAUGGGAAAGCAGCACUAAGAAGCGGAAGCCAAAAGCCGGUGGGCUGGAUUGCAGCGAUGCCUGCGCCAUCAUGAUGGAUGACGAUAGGUCAGACAGCAGCUCGACGCGUGCCAACAGCCUGAACCACAACACUGAGCCACUGCCUAUAGAGCUGGAUCUGCUGGUGGGAAAGGGUCGCUUCGCCCAGGUAUACAAGGGUAAGCUGAAGCAGACCACCUCAGAUCAGUUUGAAACGGUGGCUGUGAAGAUCUUCCCCUAUGAGGAGUACGCUUCCUGGAAGAAUGAGAAAGACAUCUUCUCCGAUACAGACCUCCGACACGAAAACAUCCUCCACUUCCUGACAGCUGAGGAGAGGAAGGUGGAGAAACAGUACUGGCUCAUCACUGCCUUCCACCCCAGAGGAAACUUACAGGAGCACCUGACGCGUAAUGUGAUCAGUUGGGAGGAAUUGCAGGUGCUGGGAAGCUCUCUGGCCCGGGGUGUCGCCCACCUCCACAGUGACCGCCUCCCCUGUGGACGCCCCAAGGUGGCCAUAGUCCACCGAGACCUGAAGAGUUCCAACAUCCUGGUGAAGAACGACCUGACGUGCUGCCUGUGUGACUUUGGGCUGGGACUCCGCCUGGACAGCAGCCUGUCUGUGGAUGACCUCGCCAACAGUGGACAGGUGGGUACGGCGCGUUACAUGGCUCCGGAGGUGCUGGAGGCCCGACUGAAUCUGGAGAACAUCGAGUCCUUCAAACAGACCGACAUUUACUCCAUGGCCCUGGUGCUUUGGGAGAUGACGUCAAGGUGUGAAGCUAUAGGAGAGGUGAAGGACUACGAGCCUGCGUAUGGCUCUAAAGUGCGAGAGCACCCCUGUGUGGAGAGCAUGAAGGACAACGUGCUGAGAGACAGAGGGAGACCUGAGAUCUCCGACAGUUGGCUCCAGCAUCAGGGUGUGGCGGUGAUCUGCGCCACCAUCAUGGAAUGCUGGGACCACGACCCCGAGGCCCGGCUCACCGCCCACUGCGUCGCCGAACGCAUCAACGAGUUGGAGGACGAGAUGGACAAACUGUCCAGCCGCAGCUCCUCGGCAGAAAAGAUCCCAGAGGAGCUGAAGAUCCCAAUAGAGGUGGAGAUCCCGGAGGAGAUGGUUAAAAUCACGGAGAUACAGGAUAUCAUAGCCGUGGACUGCUCCGUGAGCGACGAGAAGUGAGAGGGAGCUCCUCUGGGACUCUGAGGGAGAUUUUUCAACAAGGGCACUUAUUCGACUUUGAUGGGAUUGAAGAGAGUCAGGAGUUGAGCUCCUGCAUCCACCCAGGACUUUGAGUUGAGUCACAGUGUCAUAUGUUAUUCUAGCAAAGAGGGACUCUGGGUGAUGCUUUAGUACUUCACCGUUUGUAAAAUGUAACAAGUUGCCUUAAUCAGCUGAAAAGCUAAAGAGCCAAAAAGCCAAAGUUAACUGGAAGCUUCCAAAGAUGUGUUGAGCAUGGAGACAGUAGUCAGACAGGCUUCUCUCGCUUUAUGAGAAAUAAUCAGGGCAAUAACUAUUAAACCAAAGACAUUUGAUGUGCACUUUACCAUGUAAUACUUUUGCAUUACACAUGUUUGUCAUUUUCAUAUGUUCAUGUAUUCUAACAUGUUGGAGUUAAGGGGAGUUUUUGCCUGAAAGUGCCUUUGUGUGUCCAACUUUGAGCCAGCAGAGAUGUCGCCCUAACACUAAUGAUGCUGUGCACUCCAUCCUCAACAGCAGGAAUCCCAAUGAAUGUAUGUGUGUGUGUGUGUGUGUGUGUGUGUGUGUGUGUGUGUGUGUGUGUGUGACUGAGAGUGUCUGUACUCGUGUGUGUGUGUGUGUGUGUGUGUGUGUGUCUGUGUAACCGUGUUGUUUUCACCCAGCUAUACUUAAACCUUGUUUGCCAGAUAAACAAGCACAAUGUACAUAAGAGACAAUAGCUGUACAUAAGAGAUAAAUCAGCCAAAAAGGGACAGUAAUCCUACUACUUAUCUUUGAAUGCAGAGAAUAAAAGACUUCAUAGAGAUGUAUUUUUUAAAGCGUUUUGUAUGUUUUCUGUCUAUAUCAACAGGAAACUGAGGAGUGUGCCAAAGAUCUUUUACCCUGCCUUACACACAGUAUGUGUCAUAUGUAAAAUAUUGUAAAUCUUUUAUGAAUUAAAGAUAUUUCUGUAUACUGA